AUGCACAAGCUGGAUAAUAAAGGCUUACCACAGGCAGUUGAGAUACUUAAGAAGAAAGCUAACAGUUAUUUUGAGAAAGAACAUUAUUCUAAGGCUAUUUACUUAUAUAACCAAGCCGUAGCUAGAUCUUCUAAUUCAUCUGUGUUGUUUGGGAAUAGAGCAGCAGCUUACAUGAAAAGAAAAUGGGAUGGUGAUUUAUAUGCAGCAUUAAGAGACUGUCAUAGUGCUUUACAAUUAGAUCCAAACCAUUUGAAAGCUCAUUUUCGAUUGGCUAGAUGUUUGUAUGAGUUGUCAUGGCCACAGGAAGCUUAUGAUUGUUUACAACAAUUUAAAAAUAAGUGUCCAGACUAUGCAAAAAGUAAUGCAUGUGAAGCUUUAGACAAAGACAUUAAAGCAGCCAUUAGCUCUAAUGCAGAUGAUAAAGACCCAGAUAAUGCUGUAGAUCCACAGGCUGCUAUGAGAAAGAAGUCCUUCCCAAUAUCUGACCAGGAGAAAUUAUGGCGGGAAGCAGCCUUUGACCAUGAGUCCAGGUUCUGUGGGCAUUGCAAUACAACUACAGAUAUAAAAGAAGCUAAUUAUUUUGGAAGCAAUGGUCAGUAUAUAGUAGCAGGAUCUGAUGACGGUUCUUUCUUUAUAUGGGAGAAGAAUACUACAAAUAUUGUACGGGUAUUAAAAGGAGACGACUCUAUAGUAAAUUGUCUACAGCCACAUCCAAGUCAUUGUUUGUUAGCCACCAGUGGAAUAGAUCCGGUGGUACGAUUGUGGAGUCCUUUAGCAGAGGAUGGUUCAAAGAAUGAAAGAGAAAUUGAUAACUCAGAUGACGCAGCAUUAGCCAAUCAAAAGAGAAUGAAUGCUGACCCCUUAGAGGUCAUGCUAAUGAACAUGGGAUACCGGAUCACUGGAGUGUUUGAUGUAGAUGAAGAAGAAGAACAGAGAGGUUACCAAGGGGUCAAUUGUCGACCCAGUUGAGUUGCCUUGAUUUAUAGAAUAAUAAUUUAAGACAGUUUAUUAAGUUUAAAACUUGUUUUUGUAUAUGAAUUGUUAUUGUGAUGUUGUUAAACCAGAUUAUGAUACAUAAUUAUUUAAAUGGCUGUAUAACAGUAUUUCCUCCCCAGUAUGAGAGCCUCAUUGCUCUAUAGAUUUUUGUAAUCUCCCUUUGCUUAUUCAAUGUAUGACAAGUCUGGAUCAUACAUAUGUUUUGAAGUAAAAAUUGAAGAGGUCAUUGAUCCAUGCUUUCUUUUAAUUUGAAUAGAAGAAAGAAAAUCAAAAUGUAUACAUAAUUAGGUAUUGUUUUAAUUCCUAAUGGAUUUUGUAUUUUUGAUUAUAAAUCAUAAUUAAUUCAAAAAUAUGUGCAGGAAAUAAACAUUGUUAUUUUAAUCCUUUUUGAAAACAAAUUUGUGAAAAUGUAAACAAUUUGUAUUUUCAUUUACUAUUUGUAUUCUUGAAAUAUUCUUCUAUAUAUCAAUUUAUAUAAUUCUUACUAAAAUUUGCUCAAAAUCUCUCUGUUUUUUGUAUCUUUGUAAAAUGAUAUACUUGCUUGAAAUGAUAUGUGUCAGAUAUAAGAUAUUUUUGUCGGAGGGAAGUAAUAAAAUCAU
Messenger RNA from Mytilus trossulus (common blue mussel), 1595 nucleotides. Its product is annotated as WD and tetratricopeptide repeats protein 1-like. Gene Ontology annotation, biological process: negative regulation of fatty acid biosynthetic process. The transcript is spliced from 5 exons. The record is from RefSeq and is a predicted model, not a curated record. Lineage: Eukaryota; Metazoa; Mollusca; Bivalvia; Mytilida; Mytilidae. Gene Ontology annotation, molecular function: protein binding. Gene Ontology annotation, cellular component: cytoplasm; Cul4-RING E3 ubiquitin ligase complex. The coding region runs from base 1 to 969 and encodes 322 amino acids.